GGCGCGCGGGCAGCCGCACGACCAGGUCGCGCCGCUGCUGCCCUCCUGGAGCACGGACCCAGGCGGACCGCGCUCCGGGGCCUGCUUCGUGACCUUCGCGGAGCACGGGGAGGACCUGGAGAACGACGAGCCUCCCACGCACCGGGGCUCGGCCAGAUCCGAUGGGACCAUCUACUCGCCGCAGUCCUCUGGCCGCGGGCCGCCGCCGCAGACCUCCGGCCGCGGCGGCCGCCUGGGCGCGGGCGCCGCCUCGCUGCGCUUAGCGCAGCAGGUGGCCUUCAAGACGGCGUCCCCAGAGGACAGCACCGCUACGGCGAGCGGGUACUCCCCCCAGUGGUCGAGUGCUGCUUCGGGGCUUGGUGAGCGGGAGUUCAGCUACAACUGAUCUCGCCCGAGCCUGCCGCAUGCGGCCCGCGCCGCGCCUCUCUGCCCUCUUGACCGCACUCCUCGUCCGC
This is a messenger RNA of Prorocentrum cordatum, 455 nucleotides long. The record is from the annotation of a GenBank genome assembly. NCBI's taxonomy places the organism in Eukaryota, Dinophyceae, Prorocentrales, Prorocentraceae.